Molecule: messenger RNA, 1271 nt
Organism: Aethina tumida (small hive beetle)
Lineage: Eukaryota; Metazoa; Arthropoda; Insecta; Coleoptera; Nitidulidae
Product: acyl-CoA Delta-9 desaturase
Exons: 5
Coding region: 46-1107 (353 amino acids)
Biological process (GO): unsaturated fatty acid biosynthetic process
Cellular component (GO): endoplasmic reticulum membrane
Molecular function (GO): iron ion binding; stearoyl-CoA 9-desaturase activity
Source: RefSeq, a predicted model, not a curated record
GUCUCUGAUCACACUUUUAAGCGGGUGCAACAAUCAGCUUUGACGAUGUCGGUGGAAAAUGUGCCGAGUGACGGUGCGACGAUGAGGGCGGCGGCGGGCGGCGGCUACGCGGGCAAACUACCCUCCGAGAUCGGGACGGAUUACACGUUCAAGAGGAGGAUCGUGUGGAAGAACGCCGUCGGGUUCCUGCUGCUCCACCUGAUCGGGUUCUACGGGAUCUAUCUCGUGUUCACCAGUGCCUAUCUCGCCACUUUUAUUUUCAUGUUUACUCUGGUAGCAGUUUCCGGAGAGGGUGUAACAAUAGGGGCACACCGUUUAUACUCUCACAAGGCAUUCAAAGCAACCCGGCUGUUAAAAUUCAUCUUAAUCAUAGCACAAACCAUCGCCGGAGAGAAUUGUAUGUACAUAUGGGUCAGAGAUCACCGGCUGCACCACAAGUACAGCGACACUGAUGCUGACCCCCACAACGCACACAGAGGCUUCUUCUUCUCCCACAUGGGUUGGUUGAUGAGCAAAAAGCACCCCGCCGUAAUAGAGAAGGGCAAACUCAUCGACAUGUCCGACCUGGAGGCCGACGACCUCGUCAUGUUCCAAAAGAAGUAUUACAAGCCCCUGUACUUCGUGUUCGCCAUGUUCCUGCCCAUCGCGACGCCGGUCUGGCUGUGGAACGAGUCCCUGUACAACUCCUUCAUCAUCAACUUCUUCACCAGGUACGUGCUGAUCCUGCACAUCACCUGGUCCGUGAACAGCGUGGCCCACUUCUUCGGCACCAAGCCCUUCGACCGGUUCAUGCUGCCGGUCGAAAGCUACUUCGUCUCGUUCGUCACCUUCGGCGAGGGCUGGCACAACUACCAUCACACCUUCCCCUGGGACUACAGGGCGUCGGAGCUGGGCGCCAGGUUCAGCGUCACCACUCACUUAAUCGACAUGCUGGCGUGGCUGGGGCUGGCGUACGACCUGAAGACGGCCUUGGAGUCCACCAUCGAGAACAGGUGCAGGAGGACGGGCGACGGCAGCCACCCCAAGUACGGGCACCACGUGGAGGAGAAGAAAGAGGGCAAAUUGGAGGAGGUUCAUUUGCGGCAUAGGAUGUCCGCCUUAGGUUAACAUUAAUUAGCAAUAACUUAGCCAGAACUGUUGUUUGAUACAGUUUUAUAAUGUUUUUAAAUAACUUACUUUCUUUAUUUGUGAUAUACAUGGUUAUUUUUUGCAAUUAGUAAGACUGUAGAAUUUUAUUCUAAUUAAAUUAUAAUAAAAAUUAUUAUACAAUA